UGGGACGGGCUGUGACCCUCCGCACGUUCCUCAGCCUGAGCAUCUGCUUGGUGUGGAGACCUCACCUGUGGAAACUCCUGAUCAGUGGCUUUGAAUACUGCACAGCCUUCCUCCAGCCCUGCCUUUCAGGAUGAUCACCCCAGGAGCGCCGUCGGGGACCCUCCGGGCACAUCCCUGCUGACCCCACCACACUGGGACCCCCUGGGCAGCCUGGCCACCCUCCUCCCCGGGUGGCUGCUGCCAAUGCCGAGCUGCCAGGGGCUCAGGGGAGAGCCAGAGCUCCGCUUCCCCAUGGCAGCCCUUUCCCCCCGCGCCCCGGCCCAGCUGCAUGGUGUGGGUGCCCCUGAGGACCUCCAGGACUGACCGCCGGGCCCCCCUGCGCUGCCCCUCCUCCCGCUGCGCCACCAUGUCUUUGGAGUGGUUGAUGGAUUGGAGCUGGUCCCUGGACGGCCUCCGGGAUUUCAUCGCCACUGGCAUCCAGUCAUUCCGGGAUUGCGACGCCACCGCUUUGGCCGCCGUGGCCUGCCUCCUCCUCCUCUUCCUCUGGUACUGCUACCAGGUGGGGAGGGAGCAGCCCCGCGCCUCCUACCCCACCGUCAACGCCCUGAUGCAGGGCGCCGAGGCCAACGGGGUGCAGAACGGCUACGUCUACUGCCACUCGCCCGAGUGCGUGCGCUGCGCCCACCACGACGGCCUCAACCAGAAACUCUACCACAACCUGCAGGAGUACGCCAAGCGCUACUCCUGGUCCGGCAUGGGCAGGAUCCACAAGGGCAUCCGCGAGCAAGGCCGCUACCUCAACAGCAGGCCCUCCAUCCAGAAGCCAGAAGUCUUCUUCUUGCCCGACUUGCCUACCAUGCCCUAUUUCUCCCGGGACGCUCAAAAACACGACGUGGAGUUGCUGGAACGUAACUUCCAGACCAUCCUCUGCGAGUUUGAGACCCUCUACAAAGCUUUCUCAAACUGCAGCCUCCCCCAAGGAUGGAAAAUGAACAGCACGCCCAGCGGGGAGUGGUUCACCUUCUACUUGGUGAACCAGGGCAUGUGCGUGCCCAGGAACUGCAGGAGAUGCCCACGGACGUACCGCUUGCUCGGCAGCCUUCGCACCUGCAUUGGGAACAAUGUCUUUGGGAAUGCCUGCAUCUCCGUGCUCAGCCCGGGCACCGUCAUCGCCGAGCACUACGGGCCCACCAACAUCCGCAUCCGCUGCCAUCUAGGUCUGAAGACGCCCAGCAACUGCGAGCUGGUGGUGGGGGGCGAGCCCCAGUGCUGGGCUGAGGGGCGCUGCCUGCUCUUCGACGACUCCUUCCUGCACACGGCGUUUCAUGAAGGUCCCCCGGAGGAGGGUCCCCGCGUGGUCUUCAUGGUGGACCUGUGGCACCCCAACGUGGCCGCUGCCGAGCGCCAAGCCCUCGACUUCAUCUUCGCCCCGGGCCGAUGACGGCGCUGCCCGGCGGGGUGGGGGUUGGAGGGCGGCUGAGCUCCGCCGCGGCUCCGGCGCCGCACUGGAGGCUUCCUCCCAGCACACGGCCUCCCGGGGGCUCUUGUAAAUGGAAACUGCGACCUGUAUCGACGCCCAUCUCUUUCCUCCCAUCGUCGGAAAUUAUUUUCCCCCCUGUCCCGGUUUGAGGUAAAAGAGGGGGGAUCCGUUUUCCAGCAGGGCAGCGCCUCGCCUUCCCUCCGUGGUUACCCCCGGCGCCGCCCUCCUACAUGUCCUGUUGCUACUGUGUUUUUUGCCGUGUUCAGAAGUAGAGUAACGAAACCAAGGGUGUUUGUUUGAAUGUAAUAAUGUAAAACCUCUCAUGGCCAUCAAAAGAACCACAUACACACACACACAUGCACAACCAAAACAGCAAACCAGCCUGCCCCUGGCCCCGCUGCGGUCCCUGGAUGGAUGGAUGGAUGGAUGGACCCAGGGGCUGCUCAGGCUGGGGCAGAUGGGGCAGGGCAGUGUUCUGCCUGCAGAGAGCUCUUGCACCCCCAGCCCAGGGGCUCCUGCUGCCUCCCUCGCAUGCCAGCAGGGCCCUGGCACGUGGCUCUUGCCUCAAGAGACCUUUUUGCCACCCGGGCACGAUGCUGGCUGCCCUCGUAGCCACCGGUCCCCCCUAGCCCCAGCAAGCCCAGAAGGAGCCCCCGACAUCCACCCUGUCGAAGGGACAGAACGCAUGGAGCCCCGCUCUUUAAUCUGGCCAAGGGUGUUAUUAAUUGCCUAAAACCCCUUCUCGCUUUAUCUGCAACCUUGGGAGCCCCCCCCAGGGGCAGGGACACUCUUUGGGAGCCCCCCCCAGGGCUCUUACUUGCCCGUGUAGACAAAAGCCAGGGAUGAAAGAAGGUCACUCUUCCUUCUGCUGCUCCAUCUUCUCCUUUCCUGGGGCCAGAGACAGCUCGUGCCUUCCUGGCAGCCAAGGAAAGGUUUCCAAAGGCAGGGGGUGUUUAAUUCCACAGCCCAAUUCUCCACCCCCGCCAGGGAAUCCUGCCCACCCACCAACCAACACGCUUUUCCUGAGGUCACCCCAGCACCCAGGGUUUGUUCGGGGGGGGGUGGGGGUGGUGGUGUUUUGGGGUCCAGAGCUGCCGUAGGGUUCAUACCACGCUAGAGGUGAAGCACGACACGUCACAGAUGCUCCCCCCUGUCCUCGUGCCUCCAGUUGGGACACAGUUGCCCCGGUGGCCUCAGCAGGGCUUUGGGGACCACUCACCUCCACACCCCACCCGGGAGGGAAGGCAGCCCCCGCUCCCCUACGAGUUCUUUACAGGUUUGUUUUGGGUUUGUUUUUUUUUUUCAACGAUCAGAUUGCAAGAUAAGGCCGAGAUUUCAAAUACAUCCGAGAUAUUUUUUACACCUGUCUUGUUACAGAAUUAUCCGAAAAAGUGCAUGAUUUCUACACGCAUUGACUACCUGGAGGCAGAGCCUGAGGGAACAGGCUGGCUUUGGUAACUGUCCUACGGUUUGGUAACAUUCAUACAGUGGAUAAGCAAAGAUUAUCAAUAAACAGUUGUGCUGAAAACAGAAAGGA
Molecule: messenger RNA, 3017 nt
Organism: Calidris pugnax (ruff)
Lineage: Eukaryota; Metazoa; Chordata; Aves; Charadriiformes; Scolopacidae
Gene: ASPHD2
Product: aspartate beta-hydroxylase domain containing 2
Exons: 4
Coding region: 329-1441 (370 amino acids)
Source: RefSeq, a predicted model, not a curated record